AUGCUUGCAAGAGACAAUAUUAGACAACAUGAUUUAGCUUUUCAAAGUAAAAAUAAUUUGAAUGUUAAAGAAAAUGUAGUCAAUUUAUAUUUUGAAUUACUUAAAUCACAUGAAUUUAAUGAUACAACAGAGUAUUUUUAUCCAUCUCAACCUAUUGAAACAGAAGUAAUUAAUAUUACGAAUAGACCUCUUUAUCGAUUUUUGAAGUUAUUACCAAAAGGUGGAAAUCUGCAUAUCCAUGAAAAUCAGAUUCUAGACCGAAAACGAUUACUAGAAGUAAUCCAAAACUCUUCAGAAUACGAAUUAUUACACAUAUGUGAUCAAAGUAGUUGUGAAACAGAGAAAUAUUACCUUAAGUAUUUCAAAUCAAAUAUUCCUCAAGGUUGGACAAAAGUUAAAGGCUCAAAUUGGACAAUUUCGGACAUUGUAAGGAAGACUACUCUCACUGGAAUUCUGAAUGAUUUGAAUACUCCAAUAUAUGCAACUGAUACAGCAGGUAGAUGGUCUACAGCCAAUAAAUAUGGAGUCUUCAAUUUCUAUAGUGAUUUGGUGAAACACAAUGCUACACGUUUUCAUUACAUGAAAGCGGUGUUGGAUAGUUCACUUGAAGAGAAUGUACAACUUUUGGAAUUAAGACGAGGCAGUUUCGGAAGUUUAUUUUAUUUUAACUCAAGUGGUUCUCGAAUAUCAAUAAGUGCAACUGAUGAAUUAGAUUUACUCACUGAUUUUAAAAAAGAUUAUAUGGAAAAGAAUCCGAAAUUGAUUGAUUUCGUAUUCUUACUUUAUAACUCGAGAAGUGCUCCAAAAGAAAAUAUUAAAAAUGAAGUCGACAAAGUAAUAGAUAUUCAGAGACUAUAUCCAGAUUUCAUUAGGGGAUAUGAUCUAGUUGGUGAAGAGGAUCAUGGGCAUACUCUCUUGUUCCAUAGUGAUAGUUUAAUCCAUGCGUUCAAUCAUUCACAAAAUAGUGGUGGAUCUUUUAAUCUACUUUUUCAUGCUGGUGAAACAAACUGGCCAGAAGACCAUCUCUCAUCAAAUGAUGACGUAUCAACAUUUGAAAAUAUCUAUGAUGCUCUUGUACUUAGAACUCACCGAAUUGGUCAUGGUCUGAGCUUAGCAAAACGUCCCGAUAUGUACCAAUACAUACGUGAUCGUCAAAUUGCAAUUGAAAUUUGUCCUGCAAGUAAUCAGUUAUUAGACUGGGCUUCUAUUAUGGGGUGGGAUUCUAAUGUGAGGGGAGGUUUAAUUGAUUUUUGUUGUCUGUUAAUAGGCUAUGUUGCUGAUUUACGCAAUCAUCCUGGAAUCGUUUAUCAUCGAAGCGGUAUUCCGAUUGUAUUGUCUGGCGAUGAUCCAGGAAGUUUUGGUUACAAUCAAUUAACUGUUGACUUUUAUUUGGCAUCAAUGGCAUGGGGUUUGAAUCUGGCGGAUUUAAAACAAUUUGCAUGGAAUUCUAUAGAAUACAGUACACUUCCAGAGAGUCGCAAAAAAGAAGGAUUUACAAAAUGGACAAACGAAUGGAAUUUGUUCAUCGAUUCAGUACAUGAAUCAGCAUGUAACCACGAAUUCACUAAUGUAGUACAUGUAUCAACGAUAUUCCCUCAAUAUGGUCCGAACAAUUUAUCAAUAAAUGUAACACUUUAUGGUUCCGGAUACGAAAGUUCAUUAUGUAAAAAAAUUAUCUGUAAAUUUGGUGAUACAGAAACAGAAGGUAUAUUUUUUGAUAUAAAUGAGAUACUAUGCCCAACACCUAUUAAAAACGGUGAUCUCUCCAAUGUACCAGUUUCAAUUACGAUAGAUGGAACUCCAAUUGCAACAAAUCUGAGUUACUCAUUUGUCUCAUCAUUGAUUGUAACAGACGACAACAGCAUAAUUUCAUCUGAACUUGCAGCUGUCGGGAAUGUCAAUAAGAAUUUGAUAGUUGGUAUAUUAAUGUUAGUUUUCUCAUUAACAAUUGUAUAA
This is a messenger RNA of Didymodactylos carnosus, 1956 nucleotides long. Lineage: Eukaryota; Metazoa; Rotifera; Eurotatoria; Philodinida; Philodinidae. The record is from the annotation of a GenBank genome assembly.